This is a messenger RNA of Pangasianodon hypophthalmus (striped catfish), 4568 nucleotides long. RefSeq lists its product as uncharacterized. The transcript has 10 exons. The coding region runs from base 354 to 1940 and encodes 528 amino acids. Gene Ontology annotation, molecular function: protein kinase A regulatory subunit binding; actin binding; Arp2/3 complex binding. Gene Ontology annotation, biological process: positive regulation of Arp2/3 complex-mediated actin nucleation; actin cytoskeleton organization. Gene Ontology annotation, cellular component: cytoskeleton. The record is from RefSeq and is a predicted model, not a curated record. NCBI's taxonomy places the organism in Eukaryota, Metazoa, Chordata, Actinopteri, Siluriformes, Pangasiidae.
UGAUGUGUCACUGUCCCCAGUGUACGGCUGGGUGGUGGUCUGGUGUAUAGUGCUGCGCAUGCGCAGAGCAGCACUCCGCUCGCGCAGAAGAGUCGACGCUGCCAAGGAAACACACAUGCAGAUACAGUCAGCAUCGGACACACACACACACACACACACACACAGCUCCAAACCUCAAACACACUGUCAAAUGACUGCUAUUCACAUUAGCUUAAUGCGAAAACCGUGCAGCCGGGGACUACAGGAAGCUAUGUGAGGGGAAAAAAGACAAAAGAAGAAGAAGAAGAAGAAGGAGUCGUAGUGAAAAGUGUGAGAUAAGUCAGCCUAACGUCUGCAGCGUGCAGUAUAUCGCCAUGCCACUGGUAAAGAGGAGCAUUGAGCCCAGGCACCUGUGCCGGGGUGCUCUACCUGAUCGAGUCUCCAGUGAGCUUGAGUGUGUCACCAACAGCACUCUGGCAGCCGUCAUCAAACAGCUUGGUAGCCUCAGUCGCCAUGCAGAAGACGUCUUCGGGGAGCUGUUUAAAGAAGCGAACAGUUUCUGCUUGCGCAUGAGUCACCUGCAGGAGCGCGUGGACCUGCUGGCUGUUAAAGUCACCCAGUUGGAUUCCACUGUGGAAGAAGUCUCACUGCAAGACAUCAACAUGAGGAAGGCGUUUAAGAGCUCCACCACUCAGGAUCAGCAGGUGGUGUCACGUGCCUCCAUCCCCAACCCUGUUAUGGAGAUCUAUCAGUGUGGAGACAAGCCUCCGCCGCUCAAUAUCCUCACCCCAUACAGAGAUGAUAAGAAGGACGCUCUGAAGUUUUACACAGACCCGUCAUACUUCUUCAACCUCUGGAAGGAGAAAAUGCUACAAGCCACAGAGGACAAGAGGAAAGAGAAGAGACGCCAGAAGACGAGCGGUCCGGCCCAGGCUCACUCAGCCCAGUCUAAGUCGCUGUCCAGGCAGGCCGCUCCCAGAAGCCCCCUCUUCUGCUCUGAGCAGCAGAAGCAGGUGGAGGAACCAGGUCGUGAGGUGAAGAAGGUUCGGAAAGCUCGGAACCGCAGGCAGGAAUGGAACGUGCUGGCCUAUGACAAAGAAUUUCGCCCCGAUGCCCGCUUUACACCCUCCCCAUACCACGGCAUGUCAUCAGAGGGCUCACUGUCACCUGACAACAGGUCAGUGUUAUCAGACGUGGGUGAGCACUCGUACCCUGGCAGCCCAAACCGGCCUGCACAACACACACCACCAUGCAGCGCUCUCUCCACCACAGAUGGUAAGGAGCUCAUCCUCACUCCCUCCCAGACCCAGACACUGCAGCGAGGCUACCGACCCACUGGCACCCUGUCCACUCCAGCUGGGAGAGACACGCUGGGUAGAAUCCAGCCCUUACACACAACCCCGCCCACUGACCCCACUGUCAACGGCCCUCGCCCAGCUCAGGCUAAAGACUACAGCAGUCAACAGUCCCAGCACUCCGAGUUCUUCAUCCCUCCUGCUCCUCCUCCUCCACCUCCUCCUCUCAUCCCAUCAGCUCAGACAGCCUUUGACAGCCCGACUGCUCCCUCCUCCUCCUCUUCCUCCUCCCUUCCUGCCAGCACCAUGGCCUCCCUGUCCCGUCCCUACGGCUCUUCUCCUCCUGCAGCUCCUCCACCACCUCCAUCCGGACCCCCGACACACACACACCCACUCACACACAACCUGCCGCCAGCCCCUGCUGAGGUGGUAGCCCCCAGGAAGGCUCAGGUGCCUCUGGUCCCCAUGAGCGACGCCAGGAGUGACCUGCUAGCGGCCAUACGCCGAGGAAUCCAGUUGAGGAAAGUGCAGGAGCAGAGGGAGCUGGAGGCUAAGAAGGAGCCUGUGGGCAAUGAUGUAGCCACAAUUCUGUCACGCCGCAUUGCUGUGGAGUACAGCGAAUCAGAUGAGGACUCUGAGCUGGACGAAACCGAGUGGUCUGAUUGAAGGAGAGAGCAGGAUGCUAGAUGAGAUAAGGACAGAAAAAGGCAAACAGAGAUGAGAUGUUCGGAAGAGCACAAGUAAUCCUGCUGAGGGCUACUUUUCUAAAAGCCUGACUGAAGCCCCGAUUCUGUGUCCCCAGAGACCAGAGGCUGGAGAAACUUAUAGCUGUACAUGAGAACUCCCACAGUAAAAGAUAGUCCAGGUUUUGCAUGUUUAUAGGUUUAUAAAUUGCAAUUUAAAAGUUUAUUUCAUAUCUGAGGCAGGUGUUCAAAGAGUUGGCUAGACACAGGGUUUAGGAAAUGUAAUAUAAGCACAAAAUUGCAGUAAGAGUGAGAUGAAAUUUUUAAAACCUGUUGGCUCACAAGCCAAAUAUGGCUGUUUUUGGGAAUCCAUAUUAGGCAACAAAACAAGCUGAAGAAAUUAAUAAAGUAAUCAAAUUUUAAAUAGUUUAAACAUGACUUUAAGUAAAUAGGUCUAACAAUAUUGUUAAAAACGUUUCUAACAUCAUUUGCUAACAUUAGAGGCAAGACAUCUCUCUAGUCUCUAAAUUCUAUUGGACAGUAUUGCUGAGUUUGCUAUUGGACAGUUGCUGAGUGCAGGUCAAAUAGUUAAAGCAAUACAAAGCUUACAAGAAGUAAAAACAAGACUGUAAGCUAAUGUUAAGUACUAUUGACAAAAAAAAAAAGACAAUGUAUAUCAUUAUUUCUAGCCUGAAUGGACUUUAAAAUCGCAUUUACUGAAAAAUCAGGGUCCAUCAUAUACUUAACUUGCAAAUGUAAAGCAUCACUUAUAUAUUCUUGUUUAUGGUAUUUGUGGCUAAACGAUCACUAUGUGGUGUAGUUUAUGUAACUGUUAGUGGUGUGCAUCCAGGCUGCGAGCCCAUGGGAGCCAACAAAAAAAUUGCACGAGAGCGACAGGCAGUCAGAUAUGAAGUUUACAGAACAAAGGAAGGCUAUGUACAUUCACAUGGGGACGUAUCGGACAUGGCAGGUUGUUUGUGCAGCACUGCGCAAUGUGUAUAACAUCUUCUGUAAAUGCUUUAUUCUUUAUAAUUACUAAUUUGUUUAUAUUUUGGAAAUAGAACCAAGUUCAUUAGAAAGUGUUGAGGCAGGUACAAAUAACAAUAAUAACUGUGGCAGUGGGCAGGAUUGGUCAGAAAUCCUUCGGGAGUGGGAUUAAAAAAUAAUCCAACACCUCUAGCAGCUGGAUUAAAGAAGAAAUCUGAAAUGCAGCUAUCGUAUUGUCACCUAAUGGACGUUGGUAGUACCUAUCAACAAUGAGGUGUGAUCCAUAUGUUGCUGCCAAGAAACUGAACACAUUUUAAUUUUUUAAAAUCUUUUAUUUAUGUUCUGUGGCUCUACCAGCUGAAAAGGUAACGAGUCCCUGCUCUGGCUGUAAAGAGAUUAUUCAGCUUUUUCACCACAGUUUACAUUACUGUGUGUCCAGCAGGAUGAAGCCCACACACUAUGACUCUUUCGCUAUAAAUCACGCUCCAUGUGCUCCUGCCAUCUGCCAAGUUCACAGCUUCUCACACUCACUCUCUUUCUCAUUCCCUAUCACUUUUUUUUACUUGCUCAUUUGUCAUGUCUGUAGAAAGGGCAGCUGUUAGCCAGUUGUCCAUGGUGUGACUUCACAUGGUUAGAAGCUCAUACCUGGACACAUUCACACAGACAUAAAAUGUGAGUUGUUCAAAUCCCAGUUGUUCCCACGACGUACAGUGUAAAGUGCCAGUGCAGCAAUGUGAAGGAUAUAACUGUACAUAUGGUAUAUUUUACUGUGUUCAUUUAGUAAGAUGUAAUAAUAUAAUUAUCUUUCUUUAUGUCAGCAAAGGAAAGGAUAUGAUAUACUGUAUCAUAAAGACAUUAAGGUGGAUUACACAUUUCUUAAGAUGCCGCCUUUAAAAUGUUGCUUAUUUUCUGAAAUAACAUAAUGUCGCAUAUUUGAUUUAUAAUUAACUAAGUCUGGAGUGUUUUAUGAGUUUUGUUUUUGAAAUACUCUGAGUAACUUCAGUAGAUUUGCAGUGAAUAGUGUGGGUUAAUAAUCUUCUUUCUCUUCACACAGAAACAUGUUAAACACAGAGUUCAUCCCUGAAAGGUGUUAUGGGUCCCACUGUCCCUAGUAACAUAAGAAGAAAGAAGGAUAUGACAGUUUUAUUAAACACGUCUCCACCCAGACUCACAAAUAGAAAUAAGUCAGAAGUAGUUCCAUAGUGUUUGGUUUGGGAGAGUUCUUUGCCUUUUUUGAGAGUUUUUUUUUUCUCUGUGGUCUUUUAUUUCCUUUUAUUUGUGUGUUUUAGCCACUAAUUUGUCCAAAGUAAAAGCACUUAAAUAUUUUAGCUUAUUUUUUUAUUCAAAAGUUUAUUUGUGCCACUGAUAGCUGCACAAAAAGGAAGUGCCAGGUUUUAAACAUUUUGGAAUAUGAUCUGUAGGUUGUCUGUUUUUUUUUUUUUUUUUUUUGCUGUUGUUGUAUAUAACGUCAUAUAAAAAUUCGCUAAGCCUGCUUGUAAAGUAAUCUGAGUAAGAAAUCGGAGUGUCUAAGUAAAAGAAAGCAAGCAUUCAGUGUGUGUUUAAGAAGAAGCUGUAGGCCAGUACAUGCAUGUCCCAAUGGCCAAUAAAAGCCCACUGAUAGAAA